This is a messenger RNA of Nothobranchius furzeri (turquoise killifish), 4435 nucleotides long. It is a transcript of the gene il2rb, whose product is annotated as interleukin 2 receptor, beta. The record is from RefSeq and is a predicted model, not a curated record. Gene Ontology annotation, molecular function: protein binding; cytokine receptor activity. Gene Ontology annotation, biological process: cytokine-mediated signaling pathway. Gene Ontology annotation, cellular component: external side of plasma membrane. Lineage: Eukaryota; Metazoa; Chordata; Actinopteri; Cyprinodontiformes; Nothobranchiidae.
CAGACAAGAAGUGCAGAAAGACAUCAAGGAGGCGGAGAUUCUGCUCUUUCACUCACUGACCAGCAGCUACCAGGAAUCAUCAUCGGUUUGGUCCUGAAGACCGCCGCCUCACUGGGAGAUCUUUUGCUGAAGCUGAGAUUCUCAUUUUCCAGCCUCAUCUGUGUGAUUUGGGCCGGAGCUCCGUGAGGAUGCGGUGGCCCCUCCUCCUCCUCCUCGUGGUUCUGAUCCAGAUGAACCGGGCUCGCUCUCACAGACAUCCACCAGAAGAGCUCUUUUGUACGAAUGACUUUGUCAACAACGUCAGCUGCGUUUGGACUGGCUCGUGGUCGGGUUUGGGUUCCGACUGCAGGAUUUCUGGACAGAAGUAUUUCUGGAUCUUAAAGACAAAAAAAAAGAACUACCUUGAUGAGGACUGCACAGUGCACCAACAGGAAAACUCUCCUCCGGGCUGCAGUUUUGUUUUUGCACAAACCAAGUUCUCCGGCUCCGAUGUGAUCCCGAACAUCAACAUGACGUGUGACGGCCGACUCAUACAGAACCUCACAGAAUACCGUCCAAGGGAUCACAUUAAAAUGCAUCCUCCAGAGGCUCCCCGCAUCAACAGAACCGUCAACGACACCUGGAUCUCCUGGAAUCUCACGGGUCCCGUCUCCGACUUGUUCAGAUCAGAGUUUGACUUCAUAGUUCAGGUCAAACGGAGCGACCAGUCUUGGGCGGAGUCCAUGAAUUUGUCUUCACAUGAGCAGAACCUAAAAUUACCUGUUUGGGAUCUAAAGGGCCUCCUGGAGAUCAGAGUAAAAGUCAGACCUGUGAACAGAAACAAUAGCCACUGGAGCGACUGGAGCCCAACAACAUCCUGGGAGGGAGAAAUGGACAACAACACUCAACAUGACUGGAUUUCUCUGACGCUGAUAGAAAUCUUUCUUGUUCUCAUAUUUGUUGUUGUUGUUCUGAUUCUUUAUAAGAGCUUCAGGACUUGCAGGCACCUCGAAGAUAAACCAGUACCAAACCCCUCCAAGUUUUUCAAAAACCUCAACGAAGAAGACCUGAAGAAAUGGCUGAAUCCCCUGUCAGCGCCUGAAUCCUUCAUCGUGGCCCCGCCCUGUGAUAUCUCACCUGUAGACGUGUGUGAGAGUGGGGGGGCAGGGGUACCCUCUCCUUCCUCAUCCUACAGCUACACCAACGCUCUGCUCCAUUCCAAGAACCCCUCCUCCUAUGCCUCUGACUCCAGCGGCAUCGUCGACAACUCCUCCUCCUUGUCCAGCUUCUCCAACAUGGGCUACUUUAUGUCCAGCUCCUCCAGUGGCUCUGCUGGAACCAACCCCAACCCGGCCUACUUCCUCUACCACGACCUGCCCGACAAUCACAUCCAUCACCCCUCCUUGUUUGACGAGUUCUCCUCUGGCACUGGCUACGAGAGUCUGAAGAGGGAGCCAGAGAGCCCAGACUCCGGUUUUGGCAUCAUGGAGGACGAUGACAAGGACACCUGUCCAGAACACACGGAUGUUGUGAAUAAUCCAAGUUCACACUUUCUCCUCCUUCCUCUGAAUUUCCCUAUGUGUUCGAUCAUUUCCUCCUCUCCAGCUCCUCCUCCGAGUCCCCCUCCUGGGGCUCAGAUCUCCGACAGUGAGGAGGAGCAUGUGUUUGAAACUGCAGCUGCUGGAAGCACCGCCUCCAUGUGCAGGUCCUCCUCCAUGCCCACAGAACCCUUUAAGAGUGACUACAUGACCCUGAAAGAGCUGCAGGCGACAUUCAGCAACAAAUCUAUCUGAAAACGGACGUUAGUCACAAAGACUUUAAAAACUCUAAACAGCUUGUGGAGCUCAACCUCCUUUUUUCAUGUUUCACGUUCUUCUUUUUAAACAAAAGAAGAAAAACCUGCUUGCUGCAAACUUCAAAGACACGUAACUAACAUAACUGACUUUUACUCAUGGAUCCUUCUUUAAAUUUUCAGGUUUGUCAAACUAAAUCACAAAGCGAAAAUAAAAAAAUGUCCGGCUUAACGAGACACACCAGUGAAAACAAAACUGCACAGGUGAAACUACAAUAGUUAGAACAUCAUUCACAUCUGAAAAGGGUUCCCGAGCCUUUAAAUGGUCUCGCAGUCACACUUUUACACCGUACUAUAAUUGUUUAAUUUUCACCUGCAAGGCAGUUUUGCUCAUUUUAGUGAAACGGGUUAAUUUGACUAAUAAAUCUAAUCUUAUUUAUAAUCUAAAUUAGCUUUAUAAGAAAAGUUCGUUUUAGCGUAGCAUUGCACUUUAAUCAACAUUAGCUAUGUUAGCAAAAAAAAAAGUACAAAUUGGCUUAACUGAUAAAUCAAAUCUCAUUAGAUGUACUAAUGAAGAUAACCAUAACCUAUUUAGUCACAUUUAUGAGUUUAUUAUUGGGUAUUUUUGAAUAAAAAGCCAAUUUUAUUAGAUUAGGUGAACUAAUAAAUGUAAUCUCAUUAGUUUCUGGAAGGAAGUUUCCCUCCUUUUUUCCUUGUGAAGCUUUGUAAAUGUUAGCUUUGUUAAUAAAGUUUUUAACGCUAGCUAAUACCUUUCUUAGAGAAAAGCUCAUUUUACUAAAGAUUAACUUUACUAAUAAGGCAAAUGAAAUAACUUCAUCAACAAAGUUAAACUCAGUAAAGGUUAGCUGUUCUAAUAAAGCUGUAAUGACCUUUUUUUUUUUUUUACUAAUAAAUCAUUAAAAUUACUAAAAUUGAUCUAAGAUUGAAAAGCUAAACAACAGCAACAUAGAAACAAGUUCCUCUAAAGCUUUGGAGAAAUAACAUCACAAGUCCUGUUUUCACUUCAUUAAUUAAAAUUAAAGUUGGUUUUGAACAAUUAGCUUCUUACUUUUGUAGAUUUCGGAACAUUCAAAGUUUUCCAACCAUUCCAGUGUUUUUAAUUGGAGAAGACAUUCAGAUCAGGUCUCUUGUUUUUGGAGAUGAUGUGGUCCUGUUGGCUACAUCAGAGCGUGAGCCAAGCGUGAAGCGGCUUGGAUGAGAAUCAGCUCCCCUAAAUCCAAGACCAUGGCCUUGAGUCAAAAAGGUUUGAGUGCCUUCUCCGGGUCAGGGACGAUGUCAUGCCUUAAGUGGAUGAGUUUAAGUACCUCAGGGUCUUGUUCACGAGUGAGAGAAUGGUGGAGCGUGAGAUCGACAGGUGGAUUGGUGCUGUGUCUGCAGUGAUGCGGGUGUUAUACCGGUCUGUCGUGGUGAAGAGACUGCUGAGCCGGAAGGCGAAGCUCCCGAUUUACCGUCAAUCUACGUUCCUACCCUCACCUAUGGUCACGAGCUUUGGGUAGGGACAUAAAGAACAAAAUUAUAGAUACAAGCGGCUCAAAUUAGUUUUCUCCGCAGUGUGACUGGGCUCUCCCUUGGAGAUAGGGUGAGAAGCCAGGACGGGCUUGGAGUAGAUCCGCUGCUCAUUUACAUCGAGAGGAGCUAGCUGAGGUGGCUCAGUCCUCUGGUUAGGAUGCUCCCUGGAUGCCUCCUUGGUGAGGUUUUCUGAGCACAUCAAACCGAAAGGAGACCUAAAGUAAGACCCACACUGGUUUCCCCUAGCUGGCUGGGAACGCCUUAUGAUUACCGCCUGACGAGCUGGCCCACGUGGCUGGGAAGAGGGAGGUCUGGGUCUCUGCUCAGGCUGCUCCCCUCCAUGACCCAACCUUGGUAAAGCAGAAGAAAACAGAUAAGAUACAUUUUUCUUUAGAAAUCACAUUUUAGGGACCGUGGAAGUUGUAAGAUUACAUGAUUUUGUAUUUUUACAGGCUCUGCUGUGACUAGCCAUUAGCCUGUCAAUCGGAUCAGAACUGAUCUGUUUCUUGAUACGAGGCUAUUCGAAGAGCUAACAGGUAGGAGACUAAUUGUUCAUGAUCUUUCCAAACAACCCGAGAUCUAAACUAUAAAUGUUUUAAUUCUCCUGUCACAGUAAAGGAAGAGUCUGUAUAUUUAUCAGUCUAAAACAACAAAGCUAAUCAACUUUUUUAAUUAAACCGUGCUUGUGGCAACUGAGUUUUCUGUUGCUUAUCAUCUUUAGAAGCAAACACGCAGCAAAAGCACCAAGUAGUUUCAUUUCGCAAUGCAAUUCUUUGCCAAAACACGUAUUUUCUGUACUCUGAUUGUGUAAAUGGUGACAAGAUUUGCACUAUGUUGCUUUAGAGUUGAUCCUGGAGAGACGUGAGCAUGUGAGGGCAGCGUUCUGUGUGGAGUGGAAGUCAGAGAGACAGUUAGGCCUUGCAUGAGUUUAUUUUUAUCCAAAUGGAUAUGAGCAUGGCAGCUGUUUUAUAAUCUACAUACAGGUGUGUGUGUGUGUGCGCGCGUGUGCAUGUGUGCGUGAAUGCAUGCAUGCGUGUGUGUGUUAGCCUCUGCAGAUUAUCAUUCUAUUAAAAAAAUGUUAAAAUAAAUCUGUAACUUGUACAAUUUUUCUGAAUAAAGAAUUAUGUUUCAGCC